Messenger RNA from Ornithorhynchus anatinus (platypus), 2183 nucleotides. RefSeq names its product hexosaminidase D (gene HEXD). The record is from RefSeq and is a predicted model, not a curated record. NCBI's taxonomy places the organism in Eukaryota, Metazoa, Chordata, Mammalia, Monotremata, Ornithorhynchidae. Gene Ontology annotation, molecular function: hexosaminidase activity. The transcript has 12 exons. Gene Ontology annotation, biological process: carbohydrate metabolic process. The coding region runs from base 50 to 1480 and encodes 476 amino acids.
AGGCCGGAGCAAUCGCUGCCGGAGCGGGGCCGCCCGGGGAGAGCCCGGCAUGGCCGCUCCCUCCGCCUUUCCCCGCCGGCUGGUGCAUCUCGACCUCAAAGGGGCCCCGCCCAGGGUCUCCUACCUGGCCGAGAUCUUCCCUCUCUUCCGUGCCCUCGGGGCCAGCGGCCUGCUGGUGGAGUAUGAGGACAUGUUCCCCUAUGACGGCCCCCUGCGCCUGCUGCAGGCCACCUAUGCCUACAGCCCCUCCGAGAUCCAGGAGAUCCUACUCCUGGCCCAACGGCACGAGCUCGAGGUCAUUCCCCUGGUGCAGACCUUCGGACACAUGGAGUUUGUCCUGAAACACAAGGAGUUCUCUCACCUGCGGGAGGUGGAUGCGUUCCCCAAUGCGCUGAACCCCCACCAGGAGGAAUCGCUGGUGCUGGUCGGCACCAUGAUUGAUCAGGUGAUGGCGCUGCACAGAGGCGUCCGAUGGUUCCACAUUGGGUCCGACGAGGUGUACUACCUCGGCGAAGGGGAGGCUUCAAAGCGGUGGCUGCAGCAGGGGCAGAACGACGUGGCAAAGCUGUGCCUGAUGCAGGUGGCGGCAGUAGCCCGGAGGGUGCUGGCCGCACACCCGACCGUGAAGCCCAUCGUGUGGGAUGACAUGCUCCGGGGCAUCGGUGAGCAAAGCCUCGCAGAGUCAGGGAUCGCCCAGUUGGUGGAGCCCAUGAUCUGGGACUACAUGGCUGACCUAGAUGUGGAGGGCAAAGUGGCCCUCAUGGAUAAGUACCGGCGCUGUGGAUUCACCAAGCUGUGGGCGGCCAGUGCCUUUAAAGGGGCCACCGGAGUCAACCAGUCGCUGACGCCCAUCGGCCACCAUCUUAGAAACCACGUCCAGUGGCUGAAGGUCGCAGACCGUGGACCCGUGGGCAUGCUUCAAGGCAUCGCGCUGACCGGCUGGCAACGGUACGACCAUUUCGCCGUGCUGUGUGAGCUGUUGCCCGUGGGGAUCCCGUCCCUGGCCGUGUGCCUACAGACACUCCAACACGGUACGGGAGGCUAUUCUGAAAAGGUCAAGGAUGUGGCAGGAAAACUCUUGGGAACGUCAAAUCUGGAGGUUGAUGUUUUCAUGAGGGAUGAUUCCGGGACCUUUCCUGGCAGCGAUGUCCUCGCCUUGGUGACCCAGAUCAGCUUCCACCUGCGGUGCUCCGUGGAAGAGCUGCUGGAGAGGAACAGGUACGUGACAGGCUGGUUCAGCCCCUUCCAUCGAAAGAGGAAGCUGAUUCACCCGGUCAUGAUACAGCACUUCCAGCCAGAGGCGCUAAGCCUUCUGGCCCAAUGGGAGGCGGUCCGGCAAGAGCUGCAAGUGGCCCUGGAGCGGAUCCUGUACCCGGAUGCGGUGGAGGAGUGGAUGGAAGAAAAUGUCCACCCCCUGAUCCAAAAGCUCCAGGAUCUGCUGCGGGACUUGGACAGGGCAAUGGAGGCCACCCACACCUGAGCCCCGGAGCUGUCGGGUCAGACCAAAUCCUGGAGACUGUGGCCGGUCCCCCGAGGCCCAGUGCCGGCCGGGGGCUGACCACCCCAGCUCCAGCGCCCACUCUGCGAGCACGUUGGGGAACGCAGACCCUUGGACCCCCUCAGCGGGCCAGCCGUGAUGCCAGACUGAGUAGAGAGUUGGUGGGGGGAUGGAGGGCGGGAGGUUGGUCUCGACCCAGGUGUUGUGGUCUGUCCCUUGGGGAUCUGGGGAAGUAAAACCACUUAGCCGGUGGCAACUUUCUCUCGGUGCAGGACUCGGGGACCCAGUCACCACGGGCAUCCCAGGCCCCAGUCAACAUCCUUUUUAUGCUCCUCCUCCCCCUCACCAGCCCAGGCCUGCAGCCACCCCCUCCCCCAUCCCCCUUCCAACUCCCACUCACCACCUGUCCCAGCCUACACGAAGAUAGGUGUGGGUGGGAUCCAGGGUAGGCUGUCGGGACCUGGUGGGCAGGCUGCUCCCGGCCCUGCGAGCCCCAACAUCAGGACAGGAUGGGAGCAGCUGGCGGGCAGGGUGCACCCCCCCUGCCCUCUCCCUAGCUGUAGUAGUGCACUAGGUCUUAGGGCGGGAGCAGGGGAGGGAGGGAGGUGUCAGGAAUAUAACCAUCGCCCCCCCACACCAUCCUGGGAGAUAAAUCCUGCUCAAAUAAAUCCAUUGCGCUCCUCCA